AUGUCGAUCAAGCAAGAGGAUGCGGACGUGACUAAAGAUCGUCAACUUUGUGCGCUAAGACCAGCGCCAGACGCGCUUAAGUUCAAUCACAUCGACCAAUCAAGUAUAUCGUCCCAUGAGGAUUCAGAGGCACUGGAAGAUGAAUAUCAGGCGUUGAAGGCUCUCCUCCUUAAUCUGUCCAAGCAAUGCAGGCUCUUAGAUGUCUCGCUCAGGCGUGCAGAGCAAUGGCAAGGCGAGGCGGCUAAAUUGGCGGAGGCAAGACUGCCUGUUGUGCGUAUUGGGCUGUUUGGCGGUACUGGCACGGGCAAGUCUUCGCUUCUGAACUGUCUUUUGGAUUGCGAUAUUCUGGAGAAGAGAGGCGGCGGCGAAGCGUGCACGGCCUUUGUCACUCGAGUUGUGUGGAACGACGAUCCUAUCAUCCAUGGUCUCGUCACGUUCAUCACGCGGGAUGACUGGAAAUUUGAAGUGGAGACCUUCUUGGAUGUUCUUAGAGAUGGUGUAGCCAAUGGAGUGGAAGACGUUGUCGCAUAUGCGAAGAAGGAGGAGCCUCAGAUAUGGGCAAAGCUCGAUGUCCUAUACCCUUCACUUUCUGGUGUUCUGCAGCAUGGAACGACUGUUGAAGAUAUAUUAUCGCUCGAUCAAGGUCUUGAGAAUUGUUUCGGGAAAACCCUGGAUUACUACGGCGAAGACGCCGAAGACCUUGCGGAAGCCCUAUAUCUAGCUGUGCGACGUGCGAGUCAGGGCGACUCGGCCGAUGUUUUCAUUGAUACUGAGGAUCAGCAUCCGUCCUUUUGGCCCCUGGUAGCAGAGGUCGAGUAUCGGGUUGAUGCCGAGAUACUUCGUGGAGUCGUCCUCGUGGACCUGCCUGGUGUUCAAGACUCCAACGCCGCAAGAGAUCAGGUUGCUUUGAAAUACCUCGGAAAUUUGGAUCAUAUCUUUGUUGUGGCCAGUGCCGUACGGGCGACGGACAGCAAUCCGUUCUCUGGAAAACUUGGACCGGGAAUCAAACAGAUUCUCAACGCUAAUGGAUUCAACGUCAGCCUUGUGGCGACUCAAGGAGACCUCUGCCUGCUCCCUACAAAGAGCUCACUGACUGAUGAUGCCGCCACUCGUGGAGUAAAGGAGAACUUUUGGAACUUAGAACGCCAGAUCAAGGACUGUGAGAAGCUUCGCAAACAGCUCGAGGCCCAAAUGAAGCUGAAUGCAUCCGCGCUCAAGAAGUCCGGCAAAAAGCGGGGAAGGUCCCCAUCCGACAAUGGCGCUCCUACAAGCGCUCCGAGCAAAAGACGAGCCGUCCCUCCAUUAACCGAAAGAGCCGGUAUGGGACGCGCAUCAGCGCCCAACCGUGCGCAGGCGAAUGGCACUUCCAAGGAUUUCGAAGAGCAGAUGAAGGCGCAGGCGACACGCCUCGAUACCCUCCGGUCACAACAGGAACAGAGCCGGCCAUUGAUGCUUCAAUUCGCAGCCGUUGAGCGCCGCCAGAGCAUUCUCACGGCCUGGCCUCGUCGGUUUGUCGAUGCGAUAUCUGCGUAUACUGGCGAGCGCGGCGAGCGCACUCUUCCUGCAGCUUUCUACACGAGCGCAGAAACCCACCGCAUGCAGUCCUCUGAUGCAUCUGGUGAUGCGGGUAUCGUCUCAUUGCAGCAACACGUCUGUCAGCUUGGUCGGGAACGGAGGAAGGUGUUCUUGAGGUCAUUGACGAGGGACCUUGAGGCGCACGCACUUUCGAUCCGGGCCUUCCUCGAUGUUACCGGGCGGCAGUCGACCGGUUCCGACGGAGAUCAAGAGCUUGAUGAUGGUAUCGCGCGUCUCAUGGUUCGCUGGUACAGCACGUCUAUCACCAAGAUCGAGGAAGGUGAUCAUGGGAUCUUUUCGACUGCAUUACAGGCGUUCGAGUCCGUCUGUAAUCAACUGGAGGUUGAUAUGAUUGAAGCCCUUGGACAUGCAUUCGUCAGCUCUCUACGUGCGGCUUCCCAGACGGCAUCGGGCAGCUCUUUACAGACCUUCAAUGACCUCGUCAGCGUCAUUAGGUGGAAUACCCUCAUUGCAUUCAUGCGUCGCGAUGGUGUUUUUCAUUGUAACUGGAACGAAAGCAUGGUCGCUCGCAUGAAAGACGAUGUCUUGGGUGUUUGGACUCAGACCUUUAAUCAACUCGAUCUCUCGCAAGGGGACAAUGCGCGUAUACAGGAUCUUCGCGAAGGGCUUUCUGGCGUUCUCAGUCAGGUCAAACAGUCUGCAGGACAGGACGCCACACGCACCCUUCUUGUAUCGCGAGUGGACGACGUCAUCAAGGUGGCCGGCGCUAGCGCGGAGAACGCUAUAAAGACAGCUGUAGACGUAGCUCAGGCGAAGCUGACCCGCGGACAAAGGGAUAUUUCGCGAAGAAUGGCUGACAAGCUACAGGUAGAACUCACGGAGGCGUACGCCUUGGCCCGCGCCGUCGAACCCGGCACCGGAGUCGCCCAACGCACCAAGGACAGCUUCCGUGAGAAGCUCCAGUCGGGCUGCUCUCAGGUGUUUGAGAACGUCGCUGAGAAGACUAUCGAAGACGUCCAGACUUUGAUUCGAGAGGUUUGCACUGAUCUCCGCGCGGCUCUGUUCCGCUGUGCUGUCUCUAUGGAAAGCGAUAUAUCUGUUCUCUGGGCAAGGAUUGAGGGCGGAACAGGUGACGAGGAGCCUCUCCUCAGGCGAGCUGCGUCCGAAGCUGUGACCCACGUUCUUGACCACGUCGCAAAGUCACCCUACCACGGACCGGCUUGA
This is a messenger RNA of Peniophora sp. CBMAI 1063, 2760 nucleotides long. NCBI's taxonomy places the organism in Eukaryota, Fungi, Basidiomycota, Agaricomycetes, Russulales, Peniophoraceae. The record is from the annotation of a GenBank genome assembly.